Molecule: messenger RNA, 9821 nt
Organism: Symphalangus syndactylus (siamang)
Lineage: Eukaryota; Metazoa; Chordata; Mammalia; Primates; Hylobatidae
Gene: TMPPE
Product: transmembrane protein with metallophosphoesterase domain
Molecular function (GO): hydrolase activity
Source: RefSeq, a predicted model, not a curated record
CCGGGUACGGGGAGGCAUUGCUAGGGGACAGGCUGGCGGGGAACCGGGCUGGGGUCGCAGCCACCCGCGGUCCCGCAGGGCGGGGAGCCUGAGCCCCGAAGUGCCCCCCAGCAGGCUUGCGGCCGGCGGAACGCAGGCAGUGGACCGGCCUUCCCGUCGGGGGCGGGCCGGGCGGGGCGCGCGUCCUUCCAGGCCGCUCGGUCGCUUGUGCGUUCCGCUCCGGCCGCCCUUUGCGCUUGGAUCCACUUCCCCAUCUGUAACGAGGUGGUGAGACGAGGCGGAGUUGACCUGGAAACCUCUCCUUGGCUACUGUCCUUUCUAAGGAACUCAUUUCCAGAGUCCACCAGCACAGAACUGGUGGGGGAGCCUACUAGGAACAGAGAAAAUGGCCAUCUUCAGGCAGCUGUCCCUAGGCACGAAGGCCACCCUGGCAGCUGUCACUGUCUUCAUGUCCAUGAUCGCCUCCCGCUCGUAUCUGGCAGAGAGCCUUGAGCUCAGGGCCUGGCGUUGGCUGCUUCGCUUGCAGCUUGCCCUGUUUGUCAACUCGCUCUUGCUCAUUGGCUCCCUCUACAUUUGGCGCAGCACAGUGAGCAACCUCUGCCACUCCCCAGCUGCAGAGUCAACCUGUUUUCAGCUUUGGAAGGUGGUGGUUCUGGCAUUUCUGGCCCUGGCCCAUUCCAGUUUCUUUACCAUGUUCUUUUUAGUGGCCGAAGAGCCCUAUCUCUUUUCCUUGGCGGCCUACUCCUGCCUGGGUGCUUACAUCAUCAUGCUCUUCUUCCUCUGCAUCCUCAGCGGCAUGGAGCAGGCCUACCAGUUCUUGGCCUGGCGCAGUGGUAGGGUCGUGGGCAGCCUUGACAAGACAAGGAAGCUGGUGCUUAGGCCUGCCCUGGCAGUGGGAGUGACUGCUGUGCUCAGCGUGGCCGGGAUUCUGAAUGCCGCGCAGCCCCCGGCUGUGAAAACUGUGGAGGUGCCCAUCCAUCAGCUGCCUGCCUCAAUGAACAACCUCAAGAUCGUGCUCCUCUCAGACAUUCACUUGGGCCCCACAGUGGGCAGGACCAAGAUGGAAAUGUUUGUGAGGAUGGUGAAUGUGCUGGAACCAGACGUCACAGUGAUUGUGGGUGACCUCUCCGACUCAGAAGCCUCGGUCCUGCGGACAGCUGUCGCUCCUCUGGGCCAGCUUCAUUCACGUCUCGGUGCCUACUUCGUCACAGGCAAUCAUGAGUACUACACGUCAGAUGUCAGCAACUGGUUUGCACUUCUGGAAUCCCUGCAUGUCCAGCCUCUUCAUAAUGAGAACGUGAAGAUUUCCGCCACACGGGCCCAACGUGGUGGUGGUGGCAGUGGCAGUGGGAGUGAGGAUGAGGACUGGAUCUGCUUGGCUGGGGUGGACGAUAUUGAAGCAGACAUCCUGCACUACUCUGGCCAUGGCAUGGAUCUUGACAAGGCCCUGGAGGGCUGCAGCCCAGACCACACAAUCAUCUUGCUAGCUCACCAGCCCCUGGCUGCCAAGAGAGCUCUCCAGGCUCGGCCAGAUAUUAACCUGAUCCUUUCUGGGCACACACAUGCUGGGCAGAUCUUCCCCUUGAAUGUAGCAGCCUAUCUCCUGAAUCCCUUCUUUGCUGGUCUCUACCAAGUGGCCCAGGCUACAUUCGUAUAUGUCAGCCCAGGCACAGCCUACUACGGGAUACCCAUGAGGUUGGGUAGCAGGGCCGAGAUCACAGAGCUCAUCCUGCAGCGGUCUCCCUGAACUGGCCCUGCCCUGUGCGCCUCUGCCCUGCCCUUGCCCUCAACCCUCCGUCCUGCUUCAGAGUGGUUUGCCUGCUUUUUCCCUCCAGCCUUGCCCACUCAGCCUUGCCUACACACCCUUGGUCACAAGCCUGACUCAAACAGUGACUUAUGGUGGGGCUGCCUGGCAUGUUCAGGCUGGUUUAACUGUUUCCUUGGCCAGUUGCUUUUUUUGAUGCACUUGUGAGAUCACUAAGAUCACAUAUAUGAACACUCCCCUCUAUUUUCCAGAUGGUGUGGAAUGGGGACCUUCUCCUGCAGAACUCCCAGGGAUGAACCUCCCCUCGGGGUUGCUAGAAAGGAAUACCUCUAGAAGGUGGGGCCGGGGAGGAGCAGGAGCAUUUUUCUCCUGGUGUUUUAAAAUUGUCUUUGGGACUUAAGUGGUUUCCAGAAUCAUUGAUCCAAAGCCUUUCUGGGGAAGGGAUAGUGUUGCCAGGUAAUUUGGGAGAACAGGCAAGAUGGAAGGGUCCUCUGGCUGCUAGAGAAGAAUAUUUUCUUUUCCUCUGCUUCUAUCAGGAUCACCUCUAUUGAGGGCAUCAGCAAAAUCUACUAGAAUGCCAAGCUCCUCCUGUUCCAGGCCUUGAGGGAUGCUAUUUAACUGUCUGUGCUCCUGGGCCUUUGAGGGCAAGGUCAGGGGAGAAGAACGAUGGGCUCCAUUGUCGGUGAUGGUGAGAACAUGGCUGCUUAGGAAUUCAGAAGGCUUUGCCUCCCUUGUCUCAUUUUAUACAACCCUUUGGGGAGCUCACUGGGGACAGGCUGCUUUUCCCUAUUUGGAGAUGAGGAAACCAAGGCAAAGAGAGAUAGGGCACAGGCAGUAUGACAAGAUGUGUAGGAGAUUUGGGGCUAGAAACCAGGUCUUGUACCUCCCAGUAAAAGCGGUGCUUUUCCACCGUGUGGUCAUUAAGUAGCUGCAUCUGUUGCAGGUGAGUGCAGGAUUCAAAUGCAGUUCACCAAUUCACAGUGCAAAGAGAACGAACAAGGGCCUAGGACCCCAUGCUCUUUCAAAGUGGUUUGCUUGAGGCUGAUUUCAACUUACCCAUAGCUACAUGGACCGGAGCCUGGAAGGGAGUCAGCUAGUUUCAGUGUAGGAUGUCUUACAUUUGAAGAAGAGUCAGGAAACUGGAACCCUCUACCUCCGACCCCAGGUUUGGAUUUGAUUUUUCUGUGAGCAGCUGGGUUCACUCUGUCAGUGGGGGAGAUGAGGCCUGCAUGGGAGUGGCAGUGCUGUGUGCCUCUGGCAGGGCCUGCAGACUCCUCUCCCUGGGCCUGGCUGUGGAAUGCAGAGACUCUUCUUCCUGCUAGGUGGCUUCCAACCUACUUGCCUGACCCUGUAAGAGCUGCCCUUGGGCUCUGGCCACGAAAUGAUAGGGCCAUCCCUGCUGGCUUCUAGACCCAUAGAAAAACCAGGCAGGGAUUAUGACGUCCCAGUGACCCUGUUGGCCUGGCCCUUUUGCCAGAAGCAACAGAUCCUUUGAUCCUGAGAUGGAAGAUAAGCACCCGUGUUAGAAAAGGCCUCACUGAGAAGACAGGGCUGGGCCGGUUUCCUGCUGGGUGAUUUAGGCUUGUGAUGGAAAGUCUUCCUCCAAUGGGGAGUGAAGACACUCGCUCUGACCGGAGAGGCUAACCCUGCUGCUCACUCGUUGGGCAGUGUUGGGUGGGUGACUUUCCCUCACUCAGCCUUGGUUUCCAUCAACCCUAAAAUGGGGAUAAUUAUCAUAUCUACCUCAAGAUUGUUUUUUUUUUUUUUUUUUUUUUUUUUUUUUUUUUUUUUGAGACGGAGUCUUGCUCUGUCGCCCAGGCUGGAGUGCAGUGGCGCAAUCUCGGCUCACUGCAAGCUCCGCCUCCCGGGUUCACGCCAUUCUCCUGCCUCAGCCUCUCCGAGUAGCUGGGACUACAGGCGCCCGCCACCACGCCCGGCUAAUUUUUUGUAUUUUUUUAGUGGAGACGGGGUUUCACUGUGGUCUCGAUCUCCUGACCUCGUGAUCCGCCCGCCUCGGCCUCCCAAAGUGCUGGGAUUACAAGCGUGAGCCACCGCGCCCGGCCCUCAAGAUUGUUUUGUCAGGAGGGAUCCAUCAAGCCUUGUGCAUGAGUUCCACAUGGCACAGUGUGCACAGUAAACACUCAAUGUUAAUUUUUCAACGUUCCAGUGGAGCUUGCUAAGGAACUAUGUUGGGCCCAGGUGCCCAGAGGAUUCAUGGCGCAGGCCAGUCCUGGGGAAUGUGAGUGGGUAGCGAGCCGCCUGCUGCUGGGGCUGGUGAUGUGUCAAAGCAGCAACGGCUGGGGGUUUGCCUUCCUCCCCUCGUGCGCAUUCUGGCAGGCAAAGGGGGUUUCUUCCUUUCCUCCUUGUCCUCCUGGUGUAUAGUGGGGUUCUGGGGGAUCUGGAGACCACCCUUUUUGUUUCCAGGCAGCCACGGUAUUGACAGUGGGCCAUCCCAUGCAGUUUAAAAUGUAUCUUUGAGUUGAAAUUUUGGUGGUUUCCUUAUUCUUUUUUCUCUCUUCACUGUCCUUCCAAACUCACUUUUCUUGUGUCCCGACCGCAUUUUGUGAAUCAUCCUUACUCCCUUUCAGUUCUCGCUUUGGAUUUCACCAGGUGGGCUAGAUGGUACCAUUUCACUUCCACUGUUUGAUGCGGCUGGUAAUGUUUGACUCACCUGUUACGUGUUAUUUCACUGGUUUCUUGAUUUUACAUCUUUCUCAUCAGUGACCUGGGCUUGAUGAAAUUAGCUUUCAUGAAGUCCUCUUUUUUUUUUUAAUUUUGCAUCCUUACCUCUUUUCUUUCUCUUGAAUGCCAUCAUUGUGUGGUCUUAUGUACCCUUCAUCCACUCUGAAGUCCUUGCUUGACUGAUUGCUUUCUAUUAGCAGGAAGAAAACAGAUCCAUCCUAUUUAUCUGAGAAACAUCAUCAACACCCUCUCAUAUCUGGUUUGUAUUCCCUGACUCGGCGGACAUUUUUCCAGCAGAAAUUUCUCCAUCACUGUCCAGAUUCUGGCCCUGGUGGGCAGGUCUCCAUGACACCUUUAGUCCCUCUGUUCAACAUUCUUAAACCAUUGACCUUCUUUUUGUUUGUUUGUGGCUGGGGGAGGUGGUGAGAAACAUUACUUGAAGCUUGAUCAUUCUUUCAAUUUCAUUUGUUUCUUUAUUUUUAAUCUGUUAGAUGCAAAUUGAAAUGCAAUGCUUUUUGAAAAUUAGCAAUAGCAUCUGUAGUAUAUGAUGCUGUUACAAAAUCUCAGUAAACUGAUCCUGCUGCUGUUCCUUCCAAAUACCCAUCCAUGCUUUUUUUCCCCUCGUAUUUUGUUUGGUUUAUUUUAAACUUUUCAUACAUACACCUCUCUCCCAGCUUUAACAAGCAUGACGAGACCAUUCUGCCAUCCUUUCUCAGCUACCCCUGCCCCACCAGUACUCUUUAUUUUUUGGCUGGAGUAUAUUAAGGUAAAUCAUAGAAAACAUAAUGUUACCCCAAAAUUACUUCGUAUGAAUCCUUUUUCAAAAAGCAUAGCUAUAGUGUCAUUAUCAUAUCCAAUGAAAUUAACAGUGAUUCUUGAAUAUCAUCUAAUAGCUAGUUAGGAGAUUUGGGGCUAGUAGCCAGAUUUUUGACCUCUUCAUAAAGAAGUGUUCUUUCCACUAUCUGAGUAUUAAGUAGCUGUAUCUGUCACAAACGAGUACAGAAUUCAAAUGCAAUUAACUGUGUGAAGAGUUAGUGUUUAGUUUUUCCUGAUUAUCUCAAUUAUAUUUUUUAUUGUGGCAAAAAAAUUACUAUCUUAACCAUUUUUUUUGUUCUUUUUGUUGUUGUUGAUCUUAACCAUUUUUAAGUGAAUAGUUCAACAGUGUUAGGUAUAUUCACAUUGUUGUGAAAUUGAUCUAAUUGAUCUGUAGAACUUUUUCAUCUUGCAAAUCUAUACCCAUUGAGCAACAAGGCUCCAUUUCCCCCUUCCUCCAGCCCCUGGUGACCACAAUUCUACUUUCUGUUUCUAUGAAUUUGACUGCUUUAGAUACCUCGUAUAAGUGAAAUCAUGCAGUUUUUGUCUUUUUGUGGCAGGCUUAUUUCAGUUAGUAUAAUGACCUUAAGGUUGUGUCACGUGACUGGAUUUCUAUCCUUUUUAAGGCUGGACUACAGUAAUAUUCUGUUGUAUUUUCAUGCCACAUUUUGUUUAUCCAUGUUGAGCAUGUUUUCAUGGGCUUGUUGGCCACUUGUAUACCUUCUUUGGAGAAAUGUCUGUUCAAGUCCUUUGCCUAUCUUUAAAUCAGGUUAUUUAAUUUAUUGUUGUGGAGAUGUAGGAGUUCUUUAUAUAUUCUGGACAUUAACCCCUUAUCAGAUAUGUAAUUUGCAGAUAUUUUCUUCAGUUCUGUACAUUGCCUUUUCACUCAUUGUGACCUUUGAUGCACAGAGUUUUAAAGUUUAAUUUAGGCCCAUUUCUCUAGUUUUGCUUUUAUUUUGGCAUCAUAUCCAAGAAAUCAUUGCCAAGUUCAAUAUCAUGUAGCUUUUUUCCCCAUGUUUUCUUCUAGGAGUGUUAUAGUUUCGGGUCUUAUGUUUAGGUCUUUAACCCAUAUUGAAUUAAUUUUUGUGUAUGGUAUAAGAUAAGGAUCCAACUUCAUUCUCUUGCCUGUGAAUAUCCAGUUUUCCCAGCACCGUUUUCUGAAGAAAUUGUCCUUUUCUAACAUCGAGAGAUCUUGGCAUCUUUGUUGAAAAUCAUUUGACUAUAUACACAAGGGUUUGUUUCUUGGUGGUCUGUUCUCUUUCAUUGCUCUAUUUGUCUGUCUUUAUGCCAUUACCAUGCUAUUUUGAUUACUAUAGCUUUGCAAUAUGUUUUGAAAUCAGGAGGUAUGAGUCUUUCAACUUUGCUCUUCUUUUUCAAGACUUUUGUCUAUUUGGUGUCUGUUGAGAUUCCAUAUGAAUUUUGGGAUAAAUUUUUCUAUUUCUGCAAGAAAUGCUAUUGGGAUUUUUAUAGGGAUUGUGUUGAAUCUGUAAAUCACUUUGGGUAGUAUGAACAUCUUAACAAUAUGAACCUUCCACUCCACGAACAUAGGAUUUUUUUCUAUUUGUUUGUGUCUUCUUUAAUUUCUUUUUAACAGUGUUUUGUAGUUUUCAGUGUAGUCUUUCACCUUAGGCCUAUUUCUAAGUAUUUUAUUCUUUUUGAUGCUUUUAUAUAUGGAAUUUUUUAAAAUUCCAUUUAGGAUUGUUCAUUUUUAGUGUAUAGAGAUGCAACUGAUUUUGGUAUGUUGCUUUUGUAUCCUGCAACUUUGCUGAAUUCAUUUAUUAGUUCUAACUGUGUGUGUGUGUGUGUGUGUGUGUGUGUGUGUGUGUGUGUGUGUGUGUGUAGUCUUUAGGGUUUCCUACAUCUAAGAUUAUAUCAUCUGCAAAUAGAUUAUUUUACUUCUCCUUUCUGGUUUGAAUGCCUUUUAUUUCUUUCUUGACCAGUUGCUCUGACUAGGACUUCCAGAACUAUGUUGAGUAGAAGUGGCGAAAACAGACAUCUUGCCUUGUUCCUGAUCUUAGAGGAAAAGCUUGCAGUCUUUCACUGUUGAAUAUGAUGUUAGCUAUGGGCUUUUCACAUGUGGGCUCUAUGAUGUGGAGGUAGUUUUCUUCUAUUUUGCAUUUGUUGAGUUGUUGGUUUUUUUUUUUAAUCAUGAAAGGGUGUUGAAUCUUGUCAUGCUUUCUCUGCCUCAAUUUAGAUUAUCAUGUGGUUUUUGCCCUUCAUUCUGUUAAUUUGGUGUAUUAUAUUGAUUGAUUUUUAUAUGUUAAACCAUUCUUGCAUUUUAGGAAUAAAAUCCCACUUGAUCAUAGUAUAUAAUCCUUUUAAUGUACUGUUGAAUUCAGUUCGCUAGUAUUUUGUUGAGGAUUUUUACAUCAAUAUUCACCAGGAAUAUUAUUGUUCUAUAGUUUUCUUAUAGCGUAUUUGUCUGGCUUUGGUAUUAGGAUAAUAUUGGUCUCAUAGAAUAAAUUUAGAAAUGUUCCUCCUCUUCAACUUUCGUAAGAGUUUCAGGAAGAUUGGUAUUAAUUCUUCUUUAAAUGUUUGGUAGAAUUCUCCAGUGAAGCCAUCUGGUUCUAGGUUUUUCUUAGAGUUUUGUUUGUGUGUGUGUGUGUGUGCGUGUGUGUGUGUGUGUGUGUGCGUGCACGCACGCAUGCCGAGACAUAGUCUCGCUCUGUAGCCGGGGCUGGAGUGCAGAGGCAUGAUCUUGGGUCACUGCAACCUCCACCUCCCAGGUUCAAGCGAUUCUCUUUCCUCAGCCUCCCAAGUAGCUAGGACCACAGGCAUGCACCACCACACCCGGCUAAUUUUUGUAUUUUUAGUAGAGACGGGGUUUCACCAUGUUGGCCAGGCUGGUCUCAAACUCCUGACCUCAAGUGAUCUGGUCGCCUCCCCCUCCCAAAGUGCUGGGAUUACAGGCGGGAGCCACCAUACCUGGCCUCUUUGAGGUUUUUGAUGACUGAUUCAAUCCUUUUAAUAGCUAUUGGUCUGUACAGAUUUUCUGUUUCUUCAUGAUUCAGUCUUGGUGGGCUGGGUGUGUCUAGAAAUUUAUCCAUAUCUUCUAGGUUAUCCAAUUUGUUGGCAUACAGUUGUUCAUGCUAUUCUCUUACAAUCCUGUGUUUCUGUGGCAUCAGUUAUAAUGUCCCCUCUCCAUUUCUGAUUUAUUUAUAUCUUCUUUUUUUUAAAAUCUAGUGAAGUUUCUCAAUUUUGUUGAUUUUUUUUUUUUCAAAAACCAACUCUUUUUUUUCCUACUAUCUUUCUAUUCUGUUUUGUUUAUUUCUGCUCUAAUAUUUUAUUUCCUUUUUCUAGCUUUGGGUUUUUUUUUUCUUCUUAUGGAAUUGUCUUUUUAUAGUUAUUUUGUUUGAAACAGGAUCUAAAAAUAGGUCUAUAUUUUCCCGUGGUGUAUUUCUUCAGUCUUCUUAAGUCUAUAACAUCCCCUUUUCCUUAUUUUAUGUCAUUUAUUUGUUCAAGUUAUCUGGGUCAUACGUCUUAAAAUUUUAUACAUUUUGUAUUUUGGUGUCAAUUAACAUGUUCAUAUUUUCUGUGAGCUCGUAGAGCUAAAGCUCUCUAAAGGUUAGAGCUAGAGGCUGGAUAGAUUCAGGUUCAACUUUUUCGCUUUUUGGGUAGGAAGACCUCAUUGUUUCAGUGAUGCUAAGAUUGACCUGUCUAUCCAGAUGUUGUCAUCUUGAUCCCUCCACUAGAAAAUUCCGCAUUAUCUUUCCAUUUAAUGUUUCAGCCGUCAUUGGUGAUUGUUGCCUAAUGUCAUUAUUUCACUAAAGAUUGCAAAAUGGUGAUUUGUAAAAUUCUACCCUUUUUUUCUGCAUUUACUGGCUAUGGAUCCUUUACAAAGAACUCUGCUCAUCAAUUGUGUGGUUACUCUGAAAAAGCCUAUAACAAAGGCAAGACAGAUACCAGAUUCUUUCACUUGAUUCCUUAGUUUAUAGCAUAAUGAGCUGAUACCACAGCAACCUCAUGAACAGCUCGUGUCAGGAAUUCCCCAGGCCCUUGAGUCUCUGGGGUGAGUUGUAGGGGUGUGUAGGGUGCUGGGGUUUAAGAUCUGCUGAGUAGGUGCUUAUCAGAGUUAUACUGAGGGACCUGAAGACAGAUCAUCUUCACGUAAUCAGCAUGACCCAUAAUCUGUGAUGUCACUGAGCUUCUUUUAUUUCUGUAGUCAAGGAAUGUGCACAAGUAAUGCAAAUAUAAUUACUUUUAGUCCUGAGGAUUAGAGAACUUGGGGGAUGUUCACAUUACCUGAUGAUGUCAAUAUUGUGUUAUGUUUAUUUUUUUUUUAAAAAAGAGAUGCUUAUUUAUUACUGAAAUAAUCUAAACUGAAUAAAUAACUUUUUAAAAAAUUACAUUGGUCCGUAUUAGGUUCCUGAUACAUAUUUGGUGUUUUGUUUGUACUGCUGGGUUUUUCUCCCUCCAGUAUUGGAUGCGUUAACGGGGAGCCUUGAGAAGUUAUGAAUUUUGGUUUGUUCAGAAUUGCUUUUUAUAAGUUUCUGUGACCUCAUGCACUAAAUACUGAUGCUUCCACACUCCUGCAAGUAUGAAAUAAAAGUAUGUUUCUUCA